Messenger RNA from Mirounga angustirostris (Northern elephant seal), 3692 nucleotides. It is a transcript of the gene GNG5, whose product is annotated as G protein subunit gamma 5. Gene Ontology annotation, molecular function: G-protein beta-subunit binding. Gene Ontology annotation, cellular component: heterotrimeric G-protein complex. Gene Ontology annotation, biological process: G protein-coupled receptor signaling pathway. The transcript is spliced from 3 exons. Bases 115 to 321 code for a protein of 68 amino acids. NCBI's taxonomy places the organism in Eukaryota, Metazoa, Chordata, Mammalia, Carnivora, Phocidae. The record is from RefSeq and is a predicted model, not a curated record.
AAGAGACAAAGUUCCGAGCCCCGCCCCCCGCCGCGCUGCCCCACCGUCUGGCCCAGCGGACCCACGAACCGACAGAUCCACGCACGGACGAAUCUGCCCGCUCUUGAGAGCGCCAUGUCUGGUUCCUCCAGCGUCGCCGCUAUGAAGAAAGUGGUUCAACAGCUCCGGCUGGAAGCCGGGCUCAACCGCGUGAAGGUUUCCCAGGCAGCUGCAGAUUUGAAACAAUUCUGUCUGCAGAAUGCCCAACACGACCCCCUGCUAACUGGUGUAUCUUCAAGUACGAAUCCCUUCAGACCCCAAAAAGUCUGUUCCUUUUUGUAGUAAAAUGAAUCUUUGGAUGGUUUUCUAAACCACUUUUCAUGAACCAGUGAAUAUUCAAAGGAGAACUAAAUUUGAAGCCUGUACAAAGCUUAUUAUCCCUAUAACACGUGCCAUACUAUAUAAACUUCUACUUUUGUCAGUCUUUAACAUCUACCUCUCUGAAUUUUCAUAAAUUUCUAUUUCACAAGGGUAAUUAUUUUAUAUACACUGGCAGCAGCAUACAAUAAAAUACUUAGUAUAAAAGUUUUUUGGUUAAUUACUGGUAUUAAAUAGACUAUGUAUUAAUUUAUUUUGAAUACCUAAGAUAUGUGAGUUUCCCAUUGUCUUUAAAAAGGGGUUAAGUUUUAGUGUUUUCUCCUACCAACUCAUCUCACAUAAUUUUAUGCCAUACAUUUAUUUGAAAGACUAUAGGGAAUUAAAGGUAAGUUGCAGACUUCUGUAUUCUUUCAAGGUCAGGAGGAAGCUACUAGUACUAGUUCCUACUCAUGAGUUAUUUGCAGGAUUAACUUUGUUUUAAUAAUAAAUAUUUCUAAUAAACUCUUGUGUAGGGUUAUUACCAUUCCACCUAAGAGUUAAUUACUUCUUAAAAGAUUGCAUUCCUAAUAAGGACAGUAAAGACUGGACAUAGGAAUUCCAUUAGAAAAUGCUAAGAAAAAUUUCAGACUUUUAAACAUUUCUUGAGUGGAAUACUAUAGUACAAUGUAAUGAGGUACAAAGUAUCAAGAAAAAAGGAACCAAAGUUUAGCUUCAGUAAUUUGCAACUGUUAAGUCCUUGGUAAACCAUUUUGCUUUAAAAUUUUUACCAUUCUGAAAGGCUUAAGGAAAUACUAAAACAUCCCAGAAACCUGGCCUCCCAAUAUGUAUUCAUGCAGGAAACAGAAUUAAAGUUAUGUGCCAGAUCCAAGAUUAGGCUGGUAGAAAACCAAUGGGCUAGUAAGUACCAAGGACUGUAUUUUCUCUCCAGGCCACGUGUUCCAUGAAAGUACACAUGGAAAAGUUAGUUUGAAUCUUGAUUCCAACUUACAAGUACCUAGAAAUAAGAGAACUUUUAGGAAACUUAAACUGCAACUUCUAAAUUCACCAAAAUGACUUUUAUUUGUAUUUGCUACAUAGACGGUGAAUGGUAAUUCAUGGCACUUGAUACUUUGUCCAGACAUGAAAAGGUUUAUGAAACCAGUAAAUGACAUUUUGAAAAGGGUCUUCUGUCAUAAAUCCAAGAUUGGCCUGUUUAGCACAAUUCAAUACUAUUCCUUCAGUAUUUUAUAAAUGGAAUUUUCUUCUACUUGUAUCCAUUUCCCGGGGCUGAAAAUUAGGAAAAAAAAGUAAACAAUUUACAGGUAACAAUACUUAAAAAAAAAAAACCCUUUUGGGUCCAUUUCAGAGACUGAAUAGUCUAGGUCUAAUAAAGGUAUUAGAAGUUACUGUUCUAAUAUGUAGGUGUAUAAUAUACAUGUAAAAUUCUGAAGUAAAAAUACCUAAGUGAACUAUUGCUUACUAGAAAAGAGACGGGUUUUAAGAUAUUAAAGUUUUCAUUUCUGAUUUAAAAUCUACAAACUUUACAAAAUGUCUAUAGCAAAAGUUUUCAAACAUACAACAGAAUCGUAACACUGGCUUAUAAAGGGAGUGCUGGGCCCCACUCCCUAAGAUGCUGAUUUGGUAGGUCUGUGGGCCAACAAUUUGCCUUCCUAACAGGUUCCUAGGUGAUGCUGCUGGUCCACUUUGAGGACCACUGAUCUUUAGGAUAAUUCAAAUGAACCAGGGUUCAUCACCAGCACAAAAUACCCUGUUAGAGAUUGGUUUUUUCAAGCUUAUGGAGGUCAGGAGCAUAGCUUGAGAUAUAAGCACUCAAAAGCAUAAAGUACAUGGUUUCCUCCUCAUUCCAUUCUUUUAAAAUGAUCUAAAUGGCUUUUGAAAUAAGGCACAUACCUUAUGGACCCAUUCAUACUCUCCAUAUUUAGAAUCAAAGGUUCCUUUCUGAAGAGAUCUUAAUUUUAAGGUAAAACGUGGUCCAAGUUCCUGAAUUCCCACUUUCUUUUCACUCUUGAAUAUGUACCUUCAAAGAUAAAUGAAAGAAUUAAGGGAAAACAGUCUGAAUAAAUCAAAUGUAAUUUCUUUAACGUGAUAGAGUUCAAAAGAUAAUUUAUUUCUCAUCUAGAAUACUUGUCACAAUACAUUAGAAAACAUGUUUACAUUGAAAAUAUAUUUCAUGAUUUAAGUCAAAGUCUAAGGAGUUAAAGUACCUUCCUCACCUAUGAAAUCUGAAGAAGAUAUAGUCCCGUUGAUUGUGGAAUGUGGCAACUUGCCUCCCAAUAAACUGAGGAUUAUGGGGAAAGAGAGAUGCAAACAUACGCCCAACAGAAUGACCCAGUCUCGUUGUAAAGUUAUUCAAAAUUAUUUCAGGUAUGUGUUCUGUAGGGUCCUUGCCUCUUCUCUGGAAAAAUGAUGAAAAAUAUCACAAUAAGGAAUUAAUCUAUAUCCUGAUACUGUAAGUUCAAGUUUCAGAAUUUAUGUGGCAAACUGAAAAAUUUUAAAGGUAUCUUUCUUAAUGACAAACUACCACAGAUGACUUAUCAAUCCUAUGAAAUAUAUCUAAAAUUAUUUUAACAUACAGUGACUGUACCAAAAAGUCCUACUAGAAAAGUAACCGGUUUCAUAGUAAUGAAGGCUACUGCCUGUCUGCCAUAACUCAAUUACAAUCUCAUACGAAAACUGCCAGUAGAUAAAACUCGCUUUAAGCAGAAGGACAAAUGCCAUUAUAAAAGCAAUUCGAUCUGUAAGUUACAGAGUUAACUAAGCAUAUACUGCAAGGAGACCAAUGCCAAUCAAGGAAUGAAUAAAACUUACCUUAAUUUCUUUACGCAAACGAACACUGCUCAUUUUAAAAUGAGCAGUUGGGCCAUUUGGCAAGUGACUUAGAAUUAAUCCAUCUGUUCAUAAAGCUAAGAACACAUUGAACGCUGUAAUUUAAAUCUUAAAUUGUAUAAAUAACUGGUCUGUAUGUCCAAAGGCUCAUAAAAUUUGUAGCUAGGUGAAUAGGUAGGUACAUGUAUGCCUCUGGGUUAACAGUUUCUUACCAUACUCAAAACUAAAGCCCCAUAAGUCAACCCAAUAUUUCAAAAAAAGAUUAACCUAUAGUACUCCCACUUUUUCAUCACCCUCAAGAGGGUACGUUGGGUAUUCAACAAAACUAGGCAAAAAGAGCUUAUGUCCACUACCCUAACAGUAAUAAGAUGGGAUUCUAGCGUAAUUUUAGCAUUGCAAACAAAAAGUUUACCUCCAUGUUCAGAGAGGCCUUAUAACCCUAAAAAUGCACUUUCAUACAUAAAACACAUUUGUAUGUAUAUUUUUUAUACAUUUGUAGGGUUAGUAUA